AUGCGGAACUACAAGGGAUUUGACGCUGUGGAUGUCCAUCUCGCGGAUGAUGGAAUCGUCCAAGCAAUCGGCAGUGGGGACAUUGUCAUGUCGAUGAAGACACCCCAAGGGAUGAAGAAAGGUGUGCUCACAAACGUGUGGCACAUCCCAAAGUUAUCCAGAAACCUGUUCUCGGUCGGCCGCUUCACCAAGGAUGUCGGCCCAGUGACGUUCACGAAGGAUGGGUGCUAUGGAAAAGCGAAAGGGACCAAGUGGAAAAUUGGUGCCCGUGAAGGUAAAGGACUGUUCAAGCUGCAAAUGACUCCAGUGGCGCCGGAACAAGCAAAUGCAGCCAAGUCGUCGGGAUGCCAAGGGGGCACCAAGUCGUACCUCUGGCACCUUCGGCUUGGCCACAUAGGUCACGAUGGACUCAAUUGCAUCGUGACGAAGAACAUUGAAUUGGCAUCGACAUAUCUUCGGUGA
This is a messenger RNA of Peronospora matthiolae, 462 nucleotides long. The record is from the annotation of a GenBank genome assembly. NCBI's taxonomy places the organism in Eukaryota, Oomycota, Peronosporomycetes, Peronosporales, Peronosporaceae.